Messenger RNA from Benincasa hispida (wax gourd), 2098 nucleotides. Its product is annotated as alpha/beta-Hydrolases superfamily protein. The record is from RefSeq and is a predicted model, not a curated record. Gene Ontology annotation, molecular function: nucleic acid binding; short-chain carboxylesterase activity; monoacylglycerol lipase activity. Gene Ontology annotation, biological process: lipid metabolic process. NCBI's taxonomy places the organism in Eukaryota, Viridiplantae, Streptophyta, Magnoliopsida, Cucurbitales, Cucurbitaceae.
UUAUCUACCUCGGGCCUCCCUCUCUUUAUAGUUUAUUUAACACCACCGAUGAGCGUUGGGUAAAGUCAGAUUUGGCAAUUUCCCCUUGUGUUCCACGUCUCCACUUCUCCUCUCAUGGAUUCCUCCGGCUCCGACACCUCCGAUCCAGUUUCUCCCUAUCAACUUCUCUCCACAGCACUUUCUCUCAUUCCUUUCUCUCACUUUUUCUCUGCGUUCCUCACCAUCUUCCUCGUCUUCCUCUACAAUUUCUUCGAGAUUCAUCUUCUUCACGACUUCAUCCGUGCAUUCAGAGGCGACCGCGUUUCCAUCUCUGCAUCGGACCCCGACUUCUACCAAUCUGUUGUUUCCAAGUGUCGGAUUCUUCAUGGCAGGUACUCCUCAACUCCAUGGCUUUGCAGUCCUCAUUUGCAGACUAUUUUCCUCAGCAUUUUUGGGAGGUCUCCGCCUGUCUCCUAUAAAAGGCAGUUAUUUCGUGUACCUGACGGUGGAACAAUUGCUUUGGAUUGGUUAAGGAGUUCUGAUGUUGAAUGUUAUGGCUUUGGCGUGAAUGUUACCACUCCUGACUAUGAGAAAACACCAACUGUUAUAGUCAUUCCUGGAUUAACCAGUGACUCAUCUGCAGCUUACAUUAAGCAUUUGGCAUUCAGGAUUGCAAAACGUGGAUGGAAUGUCGUUGUGAGCAAUCAUCGCGGUCUUGGCGGCAUAUCACUAACUUCUGAACGUGUCUAUAAUGCUGCAUGGACAGAGGAUAUAAGGAGAGUUGUUGGCCAUAUUCAUAGUCAACAUCCAGAAGCCCCUCUGUUUGUUGUUGGAACUAGUAUUGGCGCAAAUGUUCUGGUAAAAUACCUUGGAGAGGAUGGUGCCAAUGUCCCUGUUUCCGGCGCUGCUGCUAUUUGCUCGCCUUGGGAUCUUUUGAUAUGUGACAGGUUCAUUAAUCGCAGGCUUGUUCAGAGUUUUUAUAAUAAAGCUUUGGCUAACGGCUUACAAGGUUUUGCAUUAUUGCAUCAAUCCAACUUGUCUCGACUUACAGAGUGGGAAUCUAUUAAAAAGGAUCUAAGCUCGAGGACAACGAUUGGCACUGCCCGGCACGAUGGGGGACUCUACUUUCUAACUGAUGAUGUUUUCUCUAGGAAUGAUUAUAGGACUAGCCUUGUCUCCUUAAAAUUUUCUACCUCUGAGAAUAAUUAUCUGUUAUGGCAUUAUCGCUUAGGGCAUCCGAACUUUCAGUACAUGAAACACUUAUUUUCGCAUUUAUUUCGCAAUAUUAAUGUGUCUUCUUUAAAGUGUGAAGUGUGUAUUCGUGCCAAACAGAGUCGUGUCUCCUUUCACUCCCAGCCCUAUAAACCAUCCAAACCCUUCAACUUAGUUCACAGUGAUUUUUGGGGUCCCUCACCAACCACAACCUCCACAGGAAAACGCUGGUUUGUCACUUUUAUAGACGACCACACUCGGCUUACUUGGGUCUUUCUUCUCACUGAUAAGUCCGAGGUGUUAUCUGUAUUCCAGCAAUUUUAUGCCACUGUGGAAACCUAGUUUAAUGCCAGGAUUGGUAUUUUGAGAAGUGACAAUGGGCGGGAAUUCUUUAACGCUUCCUUCCAAGAGUUUCUUCCUUCCAAAGGGAUUAUCCACCAGAGUUCAUGUGCCUACACUCCCCAACAAAAUGGGGUAGCAGAGAGGAAAAAUCAUCAUUUGGUGGAAGUUGCUAGGUCCUUAAUGCUAUCCACAUCACUCCCGUCUUACCUAUGGGGUGAUGCCAUCCUUACUGCUGCUCACUUAAUCAACCGAAUGCCUUCCUGGGUCCUCAAUUUUCAAAACCCCUUAGACUAUUUAAAAGAGUCAUACCCUACGACUCGUUUAGUCUCCGAUGUACCACUUCGAGUUUUUGGCCGUGUUACCUUUGUUCACUUCCAUGGUCCAAACCGCACGAAAUUUACCCCCCGUGCUCAAAAGUGCGUCUUUGUUGAGUAUCCACUCCAUCAGCGCGGGUAUAAAUGUUACCACCCAUCCUCUCGCAAAUAUUUUGUUUCCAUGGAUAUCACCUUCCUUGAGGAUCAACCCUUCUUCCCUGUUAGCCAUCUUCAGGGGGAGACCUUCUAGU